AUGCUUGCAGUUGAACGCCCUACGCAACCCAAGGCGGGCUCCGAGAGGCAUGACGACCAGUCUGACGAGAAGGUCGAGCAUACUGGGCCUGAUGCCAUACAGCCUCAUGUCCUCAUCGAUAGGCUUGUUCCGCAACAGCUGGGUCGAGGAGUACUUAUCCCGUUGAAGACGACGCUCGAAAUCCGUCAAGACCACACCAUUGUGCAGGCCUUGAUCACCCGAGCGCCAUCUACGUCCACUAACAAUGUCGUCAACUUGAUCCGCUCGAUGCUACCUGAAGGCGUGGCUAACAACUUGCCUCACCUGCGCCGAUGCGCGAAGCCUGCCGAUAUGCCGGCUCACCUCAAGACGCAGUUCAUGAACGACUCUCCCGAGGGCCGCCAGGUCCAUACCGGAAAGUCGACCUGGAUCUACAUCAUGCUCGGCGAAGAGAAAGACUUUGACCGAUACGACUUGAUGGCCAAGCUGUCUGCCAUUGAUGGCAUGGCCGAGAACGUCUUCCUCACCAAGAUUCCCAUUCCAGCAGUGCCUCCUACCUCCCAGAUACAGGCGGCCAUGUGGACGUCGCAGUUCUGGCCCACGGUGUACAGGAAGAACAACCCUCUCGGACCACACCCGAGCAUGGUCGGCCGCUCGACGGAAGCCAUCAGGGAUGAGACGUCUCUGUGGAUGACGCUGGCCCACCGAGUCGCUUUCCAGGCCAAGAAGGCGGGUGUCGGUGAGCCCAUGGGUGCUGUCAUCGUUCAGCGCGAGGGAGGAAAGUCCACGCUAGUUGCAGUUGCCGGAGAUGCUCGUUGGCACCAGGAGCCCAGUCGCAGCGGUACCGGCAACCCUAUGGGUCACUGCGCGCUCAGAGCUAUGAGCAUGGUCGCGCAGAAGCUUGUCCGACACGAGAGACGGGCAGCUGGGCGUUCUAACUUGCCCCCCAUCCUCGAGUACGACAUGUUCCAAGAUCUCCCGCUCGUCGAAGAUGAGCUCACCGUCUAUAAUGAUGACCAUCCCAAUGCGGAGGGCUAUCUGUGCCACGGUAUGGAGAUGUACUUGACCCACGAACCUUGCGUCCAGUGCUCAAUGGGAAUCCUCCAUUCGCGAAUGGGCAAAGUCGUCUUUGCGCAGCGGAUGCCGCUUACCGGGGGCAUGUGCUCGGAAGACCGAGGCCACGGCCACCCCGGAUUGGAGAAUUGUGGUGGCGGAGAGGGCCUUGGUCUCUUCUGGAGACGCGAGCUCAACUGGAGCUUGCUGGCGUGGGAGUGGGAAUCGAGCGACUGUGUGGAACCUUUGCCGCCGGUUGAUCACAGAGCCCAUGCUUAG
This is a messenger RNA of Colletotrichum higginsianum IMI 349063, 1311 nucleotides long. Its product is annotated as Cytidine and deoxycytidylate deaminase zinc-binding region. Gene Ontology annotation, molecular function: tRNA-specific adenosine-34 deaminase activity. NCBI's taxonomy places the organism in Eukaryota, Fungi, Ascomycota, Sordariomycetes, Glomerellales, Glomerellaceae. Bases 1 to 1311 code for a protein of 436 amino acids. The record is from RefSeq and is a predicted model, not a curated record. The transcript has 2 exons. Gene Ontology annotation, cellular component: cytoplasm; nucleus.